This is a messenger RNA of Helobdella robusta, 1698 nucleotides long. RefSeq lists its product as hypothetical. The transcript is spliced from 3 exons. Lineage: Eukaryota; Metazoa; Annelida; Clitellata; Rhynchobdellida; Glossiphoniidae. The record is from RefSeq and is a predicted model, not a curated record. Bases 1 to 1698 code for a protein of 565 amino acids.
AUGCCAAAUCGCAAAACACAUCCUAGGCAAAGUGAGAUGCCAGAUGAGGAAGUAAAUGUAAAUAAUAGAAUUUUUAGUAAAACUAAAGAGUGGAGAGUUAGUAGAUUUAAUGGCUCAGAAGAUAUAACUGAGUAUUUUUGUCAAUUUGAAAUAACCGCAAAAGUAAAUAAGUGGACAUCACAAGAAAAAGCACUAUCCCUUUUGCAUGCACUAGAUGGGAAAGCAAGAGGUGUAUUUCACGAAUUGCCAGAUAUUGACACAGUCACGUAUAACGAGAUUAAAGAGCUGUUGUUUAAACGAUUUGGACCAUCGAACUAUUCAGAAACACACGAGUAUAGUUUAUCGCAGCUUAGAUUACAAAAAGAUCAGAACAUUCGAGAUGUGUCCCAGGAAAGAAAAGAUGUUAACAAUAAGUUUGGAAAUAAUAAUAAUUUAAUCAGAAACAACAGUACGAUUGACCAAAAAAAAAGUAGUUAUCAGCAAAAUAACAGAAACUUCAGUCAAGUGAACACUAAUAACUUCAGACAAAAUGUUGGUAGUUUUAAAAAUACGACGAGAUUAAAUCGAAACGUUCAAACAGUAAAAACACCCUCCAAGUGUAACCAUGAUAAGGAAGCGUUAGUUCAUUUAGAAGCUGUAUUUAGAAACAAACAUUUAAAAUGCCUACUAGAUAGUGGUGCAGAUGUAAAUCUUUGUCCAAAGAAAUUUGUUGAUGAUUUGAAAAUUUUGAAAAGUAACAAAGAAUUGUAUGCAGUUAAUAACAUGGAGUUAAUAGUAAACGGAACAAUUACACUGCCAUUAGAACUUAAGUAUCAGAAGAUUCUUACAACUUUCUAUGUGUCACCAAACGUUGAUCAUAUAAUUCUAGGAAAGAAUUGGUUAUAUGAUAACAAUUGCAUUUGGAAUUUUGGAAGGAGUAGUGUUGUAAUAAACGGAAAAAGUUACAACCUCGUAAAAUCUAGACAAGAAACAGAUAUAAGAUGCAUUUCGAAAGUUACAGCUGUCAUCCCACCCCGCAGUGAAAUGUUCAUUCAGACGUUUAUAGAAAAAUCAAAUUUGAAGCCUUUAGGACAGAAUACAGCAUGGUCAACUAGCAUAAAUAAAAUCAAAAACAAUUUGUUAACUGCGAGAUCAUUAAUUGAUGUCAAUAAACCGUCUACGAGUAUUAGAGUAUGUAACAUAUCUGAUGAGAAAGUUGAAAUACCUAAGGAUCAAGUAAUCACCAAAUUACAUGAAGUAGUUGUAGUUGAUGAUGAAGUUCAAGAAUCAAAUAACAAGCCCACCAAAGAAUAUGAUGAGACUAUAAAAACAAUAGUUGAUGAGGUACAUUCCAGUGUUCCAAAUAAUAUUCGUGGUAACUUGAGAAAGUUGUUGCUGAAGUAUAAAAAUAUUCUCUCAUUAAGCGAGUUUGAUUUAGGAAGAACUAAUGUAACGCAACAUGAAAUUGAUACCGGAGCAAACAGACCAUUUCGCCAAGCAUUGCGACCGCAACCUAGAGCACAUCUACCAAUCAUUGACAAUUUGUUAGAAGAGAUGUUACAGCAAAAACACGUUAAAAAUAAGUAUCCUAAGGGGACAAAGUUAUAUGACGGCCCUUACAUGAUUUCAAGACAAAUAAGUGAUGUAAAUUUUGAAAUUAAGAAGUGUAAUGGUUAUAAAACUAUUGUCGUACACAUAAAUAAAUUGAAGCAUGUAUGA